Messenger RNA from Triticum aestivum (bread wheat), 1675 nucleotides. RefSeq lists its product as uncharacterized. The transcript has 2 exons. The coding region runs from base 1 to 576 and encodes 191 amino acids. NCBI's taxonomy places the organism in Eukaryota, Viridiplantae, Streptophyta, Magnoliopsida, Poales, Poaceae. The record is from RefSeq and is a predicted model, not a curated record.
AUGGGGCCAUGUUGUCAGGUGAGAGAACAGAAACAAAUGAGCAAGAAGCAAGCGACUGUAGAUGAGCAAGCUAGCAUCAGAUCCAUGGAGAAAGCCGCCCCGCAGGUUCCCAGGAGAGAUGCCAAGAAGCUUGUGAAGUGCCGAGGCUGCAGCUGCACGCCAAGAUGGUCGCGCCCGUGGAGCAGUCUACCGGCACGCCCAUCACCGAUUGAGCGGCCGGCGCCACCAGCAGCCAUGCUAAUCGUGCUGAGCCCGCAGGUGGUCGCGGCCGUCGCCUCCUGCAGCGCCUUUGCGCUGCCGCCCGCGCUAGAGCAGCCGGGGAGCAUCAUCAAGAGGCAGCACGCGAAGAAGCAGGCGGCGGCGCUCGAUGUGGCUGCCACGAGGCGCCCGGGAUGGUUCCGCUCUGUUCCGUCGCCAGUCGCCACCGCCCUUGUGCUUGACGCCGACGGCCUUGAAGUGCCUCUCCCGAAUCGUGCCAACAAGCUGGUCCUCCCCUUGGAACGAAUUGGCCCGAGACCAUCUCCUUCCUCGGCUCCGGCGAAGUCGCCGCGAACAUUUCUCCAAUUCCGGCAAUGAGAUGGCCGACAGAAACGAGCUUCCCGUCGAGCUCCACCUCCGGCCCCCACUCAGGAACAAUGCUGCCUCAGCUCUGGCCGUUGCGAGUAAGCGAGGCGUACAACAGUCAGUCUGCCUCGAAUCCCUGGAGAUGAUAGUGUCGUUGCCGGCCUCUGCCGGCCAUUCCCGCCGGUGAGAGCUCCCGAAGCCGCCCGACCUCAAAGCUCCUCCUGACGAUGUGGCCCCACUAGUCAACAAACUGCUUUGACCGCAUCCAUGUCAGCAAAACCACCAUGCUAACCCACCAAUGACGAUUUCCGAACGGGAUUGGUUAGAUCAGAGGGUUAAGCGAUCUGAAAAAAAGUUUAGAGGGUUAUGCGAACCACCCAUUUUCUUCAAGGGAGUAAAAUGGAUUUUUUCUAUUCAAAAUGCCCAUAAACAUUUUAUUAAAUAUAGUAAUAAUCAAAUAUGGGCAAUUAGAAUUCUUUCUAGUCCAUUCAUGAGUUGCUACUUCCUUCGAGCCAAAGGCACCCGGCAUAGAAAAAGAAACAAAUAUAACUUCAAAAGGAACACUAACCAGAGGGUGGAUAGUCUGGGUUAUGUCCAAAGAGUGGAUCGUCCGAGUUAUGUCCUCGUUGCACUCUAGCCGGGCAUGAUUGAAUUGCGAGUUGCGGAUGUUGGCCUUUGAUGAAGUAGACAUCUCGCGGUCGAUGGAUUCUAGGAUCAUGGUAAACCACCCUGGGCGUUUCCCCUGACACUGCAUGGGGGCAUUGUCGUCGCUGGUCAUUUUGGUCGCCGACCCAACACUGGAAGAAGGCAUUAGGACCACAUGUACCACCUUCCUGUCCAUCACGCCCCCUCCCAUUGCUCGGUACCUUUGACCCAUCCAUCAAGGAUUGUCACGGCUAUCUUAGGCGAGGGAAAUGACUAAUGUCCUGCAAUUGCACUUGGUUGACUUGUAGCCUUUUCGAAGUAAGAGUACGAUCCCACAUUGAGCUAGGAAAUUGUCCUUUUGCCUCUCUAGAGGUCUAUCAAAAUGCUCAUGUAAGUUAGUUGUGAUUCCAAGAAAAAGCAAUGCGGAAGUAGAAAAUAUUACAAGACUUGUUGUGACAAAAAUCAA